CACUACGCCACCUACUAUUAAAUUAAUAUAAUUAAUUUUUUAAAUUUUGUACUAUAUGGACGAACCAUGUUUGGUGUGAAGUUCUUCUGCAAAAGUGUCAGUUUAGUGAGCCAACUGUGAUUGGUAGCCAUAGCAACCAGGACCAACAAUGUGCAGAGUAUAUAAUAGCUGCAUGGAAGGACUGUCUAGGUCUUCUGGACACCGCCAUGUCUGAGAGCAGGUGGACCACCGUGGUGACGGUGGGACUGGGACAGGGUCGCAAGGUGGACUGUGUGUCAACCGCCAGGGGGCAACAAAUGACCCACAUCCGUGAUGACCCCCGACCGAGCCCGCGGCCCAUACCCCGCAGGGGCGCUCGGCCCAUGCACCAGAGCACCCUCACUCUUGGGUGUCCGUCUGCGCACCCCUGCUACGCCACCACGCAUGCUCGGAGCUACUCCAGGAGGGGGGAGGAUGGCCGCCCUCUGUGUUUUUACUACCGCGACGCCCCGUUCCCCUCUCAGCAUCUCAGCAGCCUCAAGCUGAGCCACAUGGUGCCCGUGGAUGCCGAGUCACACACCCGGGAUAUCCACGGGCCCAAGGACAUCGUUCCGCAUCAUGUCCUGCAUGAGCUGGGUCUGCGGAAUCGGAAGCGAAACCAGCUGGGCCAGGUCAUGAGAGAGGUGGCAAACCCCUCUGAACCCACACUCUACCAGACCACUUACCGGUCAAAUCACAGCCACCUCUCCCACACAGCGACACGAGAUCACUCCACAGGCCUCCCCACACGGUGGCACUGCCAUGACAUCCUAACAGGGGAGGAGCGCCGCCCUGCUGGCCCCGGUGAGCCACGGAGACGGAGCAGAGACCACAUGCUGUGGGCCGCCCGCCGUUGGGAGACCGACUGCUGUGCCCUCAGGCUCUACUGAUCACAACCUAGAGGGACACAAGUAGUCCAACCAGCUUCUCUGUCUACACUGCGGUACUGUACCUUACUGUAAACAAGGCUGGAAGGGGUCUGGCCAGCAGAUGGAAUAAUGAGCAGGAAAGCAGGUGGCAUAGUGCUUAGAGCUACUUCCUCACAAUAGG
Molecule: messenger RNA, 1068 nt
Organism: Scleropages formosus (Asian bonytongue)
Lineage: Eukaryota; Metazoa; Chordata; Actinopteri; Osteoglossiformes; Osteoglossidae
Exons: 5
Coding region: 207-908 (233 amino acids)
Source: RefSeq, a predicted model, not a curated record